Molecule: messenger RNA, 312 nt
Organism: Drepanopeziza brunnea f. sp. 'multigermtubi' MB_m1
Lineage: Eukaryota; Fungi; Ascomycota; Leotiomycetes; Helotiales; Drepanopezizaceae
Source: RefSeq, a predicted model, not a curated record
AUGCCCCGCGCCAGAACCCCCCUCGGUGCCCAGCAGCAGCAACAGCAGCAGCACCAACAUCAGACGAACUUCCCGCCGCCGCCAAACUACCUCGAGCAUGGCCGGCUGUACAGCGGCUUCCGCAAGGGCAAAUACAUGUUUCCUGUCGACGAGGCGGAAAUGGAUCGCAUGGACAUCUACCACAAGUUCUUCUCCGUCGCCCGCCGCGAGCAGCUGCAUGCGAGAGCCUUCAUACCGAAUUACGACAAGGGACCGCGGAUACUAGAUCUGGGCUGCGGGACGGGCAUCUGGGCCAUUGACAUGGCGGAGUAG